GGGGCUCUGCGGGCAGCGCUGCCGCUUCCUCGCCCUGUCGGUGCGGGCGGGCCCGUGACACGGCCCCGCGGCCGCGCGGGCUCUGCCGGGGCUCGGCUGGGAGGGACGGACGGACGGACGGACGGACAGGAGCUUUGCUGAGGGAUAAUGGAGCUGCCGGUACCCAAAGCUGCGUCUUCGCACAGCUUUGAGCGCGUGGGUUUCACCUCUGAUUCCUUGUGAAGCAGCAACUAGAAAUGAUCCUUUAGGAAAGGUGCUGUGCUUGUUAAAAACCAAGUGUUAACGGGCUGGAAGACAAGAUGCCUAUUUACACAGUUCCUGGCAGAAGCCCUGCUGGGACACGAUGCACUGCCACUUUGCAGAAGCCUUCCUCAAGUGAUACCUUUGCCAGCAGGAAAGCAUCUGGGCAGCAACUGAAGUCACGGAUGUUGGGAGAAGAAAAGAAUAGUCUCCUUCCAUGUUCUCAGAAUAAGGCUGAGGAAGUAAAUAGGACUUAUGUGAUUUCAGCUUGUGAAAAAGUGGGUGACGCAUCAACUACUUUUACAUCUGAAGGCAGGUUAACACUUCAGAGGAGAACUGGAGUAAGCAAAAAACCAGUGUCCAGUAGUGAACCAUUGCAUACAAAUGCAACACAGGGCAUGGAAGAGCUACAAACAGAGAAAAGACUUACUCUGCGGAGGCGUGUGAGGACUGGCUCCACUGGGAAGAGUAAUAUCAAUCAGAAUAUUGUGCCUAGAAAAGAAAACUUGCCAGCCGAUGCACAAAGAAAUUACAAGGUUACACCUCCACAGAAUAUUAAUGAUACUGAUGUUGUUAAACCAAACUUGAAGUUAGCUGAGGGUCAGUCCAGUACCAAAUUGCAGUGUAACUUGAAAAGCAAGGGUUCCUUGGGUUUUGUUGAUGGUGUCUGUAAAAAUGGUAUCUCCACGUCUUUAAAAGAUAAGACAGACACUGCUGAUACAAAAUUUCAAAAUGAAGUUCCUAAAUCAGAACAAUUAGUUACCUCAAAAUGUAUUAAUAGGCUAUCAGGAGAACUGAAUGAAAAAGGCAAUAUAAAUAAGCUAGCUGGAAAGCAAGGGGCACAGCACUUGAUGAUAAAACAUAACAGUUUGGAAAGACCAAGGACCCCAGCCAAAAGUUUAACAGAAGGAUUUAAGCUUACACCAAAGAACAGCACUUUUCAAGAUCAGCCAUAUCUCAAAUUGGCCUCAAAUGAACAAACACCUCAUCUUCAAAUUUUAGCCAAAAAGACCUGUAGUGUCUCCAGCUCUCUUCCUGGGAGCAGAAGUUCAGAAGCAGAAGUGAACACAGAAGCUUUAGAUGAGAGCAGUAGAACUGAGGGAGAUGCUUUCAAAGUGAAAAACAGCAAAGUGAUUGUGGCUGUGCGGGUCCGGCCCUUCAGUAACAGAGAGAAAACUGAAAACUCACUCCCUGUAAUCUGCAUGAGUGGUUCAGAGACAACUGUACAAAAUCCAUCCACAAACCAAGUUUACAGCUUCAGUUAUGACUUCUCCUUCUGGUCUUUUGACAAGUGUUGUCCUAAUUUUGCAAGCCAAGCAGUUAUUUAUCAAGCUUUAGCAGUGCCACUCCUUGAAAGAGCUUUUGAGGGAUACAACGCUUGUCUUUUUGCUUAUGGGCAGACUGGUUCUGGAAAAUCAUACACGAUGAUGGGAUUUGAUGAAGACCGAGGAAUAAUUCCAAGACUUUGUGAAGAUCUUUUCAAUCAAAUAGCACAAAUGGACAAGGAACAGAUUUUGUAUCAUCUUGAAAUGAGCUUCUUUGAAAUAUACAACGAGAAAAUCCAUGAUUUGCUUGUCUUUAAAGCUGAAAAUGGGCAGAAAAAACAACUUCGUGUAAGAGAACAUCCAGUGUUAGGACCAUAUGUGGAAGGCCUGACAGUGAAUGUUGUUCGUUCUUACUCUGAUAUUCAGAGUUGGCUUGAACUAGGAAAUAAGCAGAGAGCAACGGCUGCUACAGUAAUGAAUGACAAGAGCUCUAGAUCUCAUUCUGUCUUCACCCUUGUCAUGACGCAAACCAAGGUAGAAUUUGUGAAUGAAGAACAGUGUGAUCGUAGGCUUACCAGUCACAUCAAUCUAAUUGAUCUCGCUGGCAGUGAGUGCUGUGCGAAAGCUCAGACCACUGGAGAGAGGCUGAAGGAAGGUGUGAGUAUCAAUAAGUCGUUGUUAACCCUUGGAAGGGUUAUUUCUGCACUCUCUAAACAAUUUCAAAAUGGAAAGAAAACUUUCAUUCCUUACCGGGAAUCUGUCCUUACUUGGUUGUUGAAGGAAAGUCUUGGUGGGAAUUCCCAAACGACGAUGAUUGCUACAGUGAGUCCAGCUGCCAGCAGUAUGGAGGAAACGCUCAGCACCCUCCGCUAUGCAAAGCAGGCUUGUUCAAUUAUCAACAUUGCUAAAGUAAAUGAAGAUGUAAAUGUGAAGCUAAUCAGAGAAUUGAAAGCUGAAAUUGAGAGGAUGAAGGCAGCUCAGAAAAGUGCUCUAAACACUGAUCGUGAAAAAUACAGGCGUUAUUUGCAGGAAAUAACAUCUUUGAGGGUAGAAUUGCACCAGCAGGAGAGGAACAUGGCAGAAAUGCAAAGGGCCUGGAAAGAAAAAUUUGAACAAGCAGAAAAAAGGAAACUGGAAGAUAUAGAGGAACUGCAGAAAGCUGGAAUUGCAUUCAAAAUGGACAAUCAUUUACCAAACCUUGUCAAUCUCAAUGAAGAUCCUCAACUUUCUGAGGUGCUGUUGUAUAUGAUCAAAGAAGGAGAAACUACAGUUGGAAGGUGUACACCAAAUUCAAGACACGAUAUCCAGCUUUCUGGAGUGCUGAUUGCUGAUGACCAUUGUGUUAUAAAAAAUGCUGUUGGCCAAGUAAGUAUUAUUCCACUGAGAGAAGCAAAGACAUAUGUAAAUGGGAAAUGCAUUUUGAACCCAACAGUUCUGCAUCAUGGUGAUCGAGUGAUCCUUGGAGGAGACCAUUAUUUCAGGUUUAAUCAUCCAGCAGAGGUUCAGAAAGUUAAAACACCUUCUUGUGGGACUACAUGUUUGCAUGAUGGUCCAAAAGAUUUUGAAUUUGCAAAGAAUGAGCUGCUUAUUGCACAGAGAACACAUCUUGAAUCAGAAAUUGAAGAGGCACGGCUCAAAGCCAAGGAAGAAAUGAUGCAAAGUGUCCAAAUUGCAAAAGAGAUGGUUCAACAAGAGCUGACCUCACAAAAAGAAGCUUAUGAAAGCAAAAUAAAAUCACUGGAAGCAGAGGUGAGAGAAGAAUCUCGUAAGAAGCAAAUCCAAGAAAUGAAUAACCAAAAAGCUGCAACUAAAAUACAGGAGCUAGAGAAGGCAAAGCAAAACCUUGAGCUAGAACUACAAUUCAAUAAGAAACGUUUAGAAAUGGAGACCUUGGCUACCAAGCAGGCUCUAGAAGACCAUACUAUUCGUCAUGCAAAGAUACUGGAGGCUCUGGAAGCUGAGAAGCAGAAGAUUGCUGAAGAAAUACACACCCUUCAGAAGAACCGUGGGAGUGGGAAUAGAACAAUGACAAGUCCACUUAACUGGAAGUCUCUGAAGCUGUCAGUGAUGGUCAAAGAGGCCAACACCAUUAGUAAUGCAUUAGGGAAAAACACUGUUUUCUGCAGGCAUGACAAAAUUGAUGAUAAAACAGGAGCAGUGUCUUCUGUUCAGGUGCAGGUUCGUAACAUCAAGCUGGGAAUAACAACUUUUUGGAGUCUAGAGAAAUUUGAAUGCAAACUAGCAGCAAUGAAAGAACUGUAUGAGAGUAAUGAUAGAAAUAAAGCUGCUGAUGUGUUUUAUGAUCCUGCUGAUGAGUGGGAACCUGACCUUUCAGACACCUCAGUUUCCUCUCUUUCCAGAAGAAGAAGUAGAAGUUUCAUGAAGAACAAGAGAAUUUCUGGAUGUUUGUCGGAGAUAAAAUUGCAACCCAUUCAGAAUAUACAGACUUCCUAUAUAUCAGGUUCACAGAACAAGUCCAGCAUAUGCCCAAGCUUAUCUGAAUCGUUUCUUCCUGGAAUUUGCAAGGAAUCUAUAAGUGCAGCUUUAGAUUUACUGGAACAGAAUCCUGAAGCGGGAAAAAGCAUAGCAGACAGUCUCCUAACUAACUUGUUUAUAAUUUUUUCUGGAGUGUCUGCCAUUUCAAAAGCCUAUGAGCAGCAAGAUGAAGAAUGUCAAGAAAACUUUUUCAAUCUUGAUCCUGCUGCUCAGUCCUACAGCAUCAGAAUUAUCUCUGCUUUUGACCAGAUUGUGGUUCUAAGCAAGCUCUGGCUUAACAAUGUCCAAAAGUGUCCUGGAUCUAUAAAAGUUGAUGAAGAAAUGAAACGGGAAAUAAAGAACUUGGGAGGUUAUUUACAGUUACUGUUGCAGGGAUGUUCUUCAGAUAUAUCCUCAAUGGUAACAGAAGCAUGGAGCAAAGUAAACCAAACAGUAAAACAAACAGUGAAAUACAUUGGACACUUGGCAGUAGUCACAACAGUUGAUAUUUCAUUUCCUGAAGAGAACAAUAUUCCUGCAUCUAGUCUACGGGAAUUUGUACUUGCCAUUUAUGAUGGAGUAGGCUUGGGUCUGGAAUUUCUCAUUGAUGCUGUACAGGAGAAAGCAAGAAUGGUACAGAAAAAACUUCUGAAACAAUGUCCACAAAAUGAGAUUCAGAAUCGAAUAAAGGAUAACGUUGUGGCGUUAGCCAGAUUCCUUGAAAAUAACAUCUCUUACUGCAGAAAGAAAGAAAUAGAAUCUCAGUUACCAGGAGAAGAAUCUCUGUAUCGAGAAAUAAAGAAAAGCACUAAGAUUGCUGUGAAAUAUUUGGAAUUGGAGCAGUGCCUAACUGAAGUCUGUCGAAUUGUUUCUUCGAUGUUACAAGGGUUGUACAGAAACACAAGCCCCCUCAGGAGCUUUGCAGAAAAUAUUUCUGUCAUAGGUGGAUAUUUUAACAACUAUUUCAGUUUAUUUGCCUUGUCUUCUGCAAACAACCCUAUCCAGAAGAUACCCCAACCUUUUAUGGACUUGGAUGAACUGGACUCUCUGGUUGAUUCCCUUAUUAUGAAUUUUGAACUUGAACAAGGACAGCCAUCACUGCAAUCUCAAACUGUUUGUAGUGAAACUACUGAGACUCAAGGAGGACAGGUUGAAACAGGUGAAGUUGAAUUUGCUUGGAAAUGGAAUGGGACUCGAGAACACACAGAAACCUCAGAGCUUUCACCUGGUAGGAUAGAGUGGGUAUAAAACGUUAUCGACAAAUGAAAGGAAACUCUUUGCUAUUGCAUGAAGGCAAAGUAACAUAUGCCACAAUAAUAUUACUAAUAUUAGUGAGUGAGUGAUGUGAAAGUAAGUGACAUGUUUGUGUGAGGAUAAGUACCCUACAUUUCACCAAAAAAAAUUCCUUAAGUGGCUGCCAGACUUGAAAGUACAAUUCGUUUUGUUUUAAUAAAUGUCUAUUAUUACCUAAGUUUAUAGGAAAUAAUUUAAUGCAGUAAGUAAAAAAUCAGUUGGAGAUGUUAUGAACAGGUAGACUAAAACUCCUGGGGAACAACUGGGAAAUACAGUAAAGGCUUGGCGGGACAUUCACAUCUCUUCAUCACAAGCCAUGAUUUAGGACUGUGUGGGAGGUUCCUUUGAAAGGCAUUCAUAACACAUGUUAUGUUGCAUACAGUUAGGUAAGAAGACUGCCUUCCUAAUUUGGACACUUGAAAGGUAAAUGUGGGAACCAAUUUUCUUUUUUUUUUUGAGUUGUUGCUUCACUUCUGCUGCAUUAUGAUCUAGUAGUGUUACUGCAAACUUCAAGUGGGUUUUUUAUACCUUUUUUUAAACAGAGCAAAACCUUUGUAUUUGUUUCUGUAGAGAAAAACUGAGAGAUAGUAAGAGUACUUUACCAACCCUAUUUGAUAAAUGCUUUUUUAAGUGGUUUUGUAGAUCAUUGAGAAAUCUGAGCUUAAAGUGCAUCAGUGAUGCUGCUCUUCAACGUGAUGUGAAGUAAGUUCACACUGGGUUUGUUGCUAGUCAGAUAUCUUUUGAUUGCUCAAAUGAUUUUCAGUACUAUUCAUAUUGGAAUAGAAACAUAUCUCUAAAUAUGUGUUAACCCAUGAGGCUGUAGAGAAUUUUCCCAGUCAACUACUUCCUUAUGCUUUUUAUUGUAGUCAUUGUUUAACGCUUUAAUGUUAGUCUGUUGGCUGAAGCCAGUGCAAGUUGACAGGAAGGAUGGAAAUUAAUUUGAAUUUUUAUUCUUUAAAACUGGGUUUUAGGAGGCCUGGAGUGAGCACAAUUUACUGACAAUAGAGCAGUGAAGUUUGUAAGCUAAAACCAAAGAUUUUUCCUGUACAUCGAAGUUUCUAUCAUGGUUUAACCCCAACUGGAAACUAAGCACGACACAGCUGCUCCCUCACUGCCCCACCAGUGAGGGAGAAUCAGAAGGGUAAAAGUGAGAAAACUCCUGGGUUUGAGAUAAAGACAGUUUAAUAGGGAAAGCAAAAGCCACAUGCAAGCGAAGCAAAAGAAGAAAUUCUGUUUCCCAUGGUCUUCACCAGGGGCUGCAGGGGAAUCUCUGCUCCAAUAGCUGGAAUACCUGCUCCUCUACUCCAGCAUGGGGUUGUGGGUCCUUCCCACAGGCUGCAAUUCUUCAUUAAUUGCUUCAGUGUGGGUCCCUUCCACAGGGUGAGGUCCCACAGGAACAGGCUGCUCCAGCGGGGCUCCCGCAUGGGGUCACAAGUCCUGCCAGCAAACCUGUUCCAGCGUGGGCUUCUCUCCCCAUGGCUCCACAGGUCCUGCCAGGACCCUGCUCCAGUGUGGGCUUCCCACAGGGUCACAGCCUCCUUCGAGCAUUCACCUGCUCCUUUGGGUAUGGAUCCUCCAGGGGCUGCAGGUGGAUAUCCCUAUGGACUCAUCCACAGGUCCUAGUCUCCUUGACUUGUGUUCACACUGGACUUCCAGCGUGGCCAGUGCAGCAGCACAAACAGCAGCCAUGCCCCAGCCAUCUGCUAGUCCCUGUGCAUCACCACUGCUGAUAUCAGAAUGUUCCCAGGAGGAGCAGAGCAAGGUGAUCAGCAGCACAACAAGCAGUGAAAGCAAAAAGCAGCCACUAAUGAGCUCAGAUUCUCAUACAGUUGAGCCCAGUUUGCCCAAAGCAGCAAAACAGCAAUAAGGGCUAUAAAUUCCAUCUAACAUAUUCCAAUCAAAUCUGUCCUUAUCUCAAACCUUCUGAGCUCCAUGUUGGGCACCAAAACAAACUGUCAUGGUUUAACCCCAGCUGGCAGCUCAGCCCCACACAGCCACUCACUUAGUCCCACCCAAUGGGGUCAGGGAGAGAAAUGAAAGGGUAAAAGUGAGAAAACUCCGCCUGAGUUGAGAUAAAGACAGUUUAAUAGGGAAAGCAAAAGCUGUGCACAUGAGUAAAGCAAAAGAAGAAAUCAAUUCACUGCUUCCCCUGGGCAGGCAGGUGUUUAGCCAUCCCCAGGAAAGCAGAGCCUCCAUCAUUCCUACUUGGGUAGACAAAUGUCAUCACUCUGAAUGUCCUCCCUUUCCUCCUUCCUCUCUUUCUAUAUACUGAGCAUUAUGUCAAAUGGUAUGGAAUAUUCCUUUGGUCAGUUGGGGUCACCUGUCCUGGCUGUGUCUCCUCCCAACUUCUCAAACACCCCCAGCCCCCUUGCCAACAUGGCAGUAUGAGGAAAGGCCUUGGCUCUGUGUUGGUGCUGCUCAGCAAUAACAAAACCAUCUAUUUUUUAUUAUUGUGUUCAGCACAAAUCCAAACCAUAGUUCCAUACUAGCUAUAGUGAAAAAAAUGACCUCAGCCAAACCCAGCACACCUUACAAACCAGAUAUUCACAGCUGUCACCUUUCCUUCUGAGGGAAGGUGUUCAGCAUUUUGGGAAUUUCAGUCUCUGAGAACGUGUUAGGUUCUUAGAACUAUUCUUUGUAAAAAGACUGCAGUAGAGUCAGCCAUCAUUUUCUUUUGAAAACUUUCAUACUGUAAAUAUAAUUGAUGCUGUUAUUCAGGGAUUUUGCACUUUCCUAAUUUAGAGGAAAUGAGGAGGGUAAUUAUGCUGAUCCGGUAACCCACGUGUAUUUCUUAAAGACUAGUAUACCAUUGUACUUAGUCAAAAAAUGUCUAGUGGCACAGUGCUGCCAUCAAAAAUAUUCACCAAUUUUUGUAUCAGCUAAUAAUUUUCUUCUGACAUGAGGUGUGAUGCUUAACUGCUUUGUUACUGUAAAAGCUUUUGCAAGUCUGCUCCAGGGUUAAAGUAUAUUUAUUUAGUUGUUCAGCUUUUUGUGCUGUAAAAAUGAAAAGAAACCUGAUAUAUUUGUACUUGUGUAAAUGUAUUACUUUAUAUUCAGCUGACGUUCUAAGAACGUAACUGGUCCUUCUGAAUUGUGUAUCUAAGCAUGGAAAUUGUAAAGAGUAAAACUACAUCAUGUAACUGAACACCAAUAUUUAUUUAUUUUUUUAUGACUUCAAAUGUAAAUUCAUUGUUGAUUUUUCAUCUGGGUACAGUUGAUUUUGAGACCUU
Pseudopipra pipra is the source of this 8503-nucleotide messenger RNA. It is a transcript of the gene KIF14, whose product is annotated as kinesin family member 14. Lineage: Eukaryota; Metazoa; Chordata; Aves; Passeriformes; Pipridae. The record is from RefSeq and is a predicted model, not a curated record. The transcript has 30 exons. Gene Ontology annotation, molecular function: ATP binding; microtubule binding; microtubule motor activity. Bases 300 to 5228 code for a protein of 1642 amino acids. Gene Ontology annotation, biological process: microtubule-based movement.